AUGACCACAAUUUCCACUACAGCAUCAAUGAUGAAAAUGACUAGAAUCAAGGGUAUCUGGGUCCUCCUAGUGCUCCUGAUGUGCGGCCUUCUGUGGGCCCAGUUAGCCACCUGCCAGCUCCAGCGCCCAGAAACCUGCCAUUCCUGUGUGCCAAGUUCCGAUCGCGAAGAGCUUGCCAUCGGCUUUCACUUGGGCCAGUCAUAUGGGGUGUCUGUUAAUCUCCUCGAUAACGGGACUGCCGUUAGCUUGGCCAAAGUCCCUGGAAGCCGUAAUUACGCUGAAUUGAUGGAGCGGCUCAUGGUAACAUCGCGGCCUCCGGGCGGUAGGCCGCCUUACGGCCUCGGCGCAAUUCUCAUUUGGGCAGUGAAGUACGCGCUCGGCUUAUCACCUCCUCCUAGGGACAUGAAAAUCCUCGCGGAGCUUAUCGAGGAGCUGAAGAGCACAUCUGAAGAGACGCUAGGAAAAAGCCUAGACGGGUACGAGGUUUCCAUUACGGCACCUUACCAGGAUUUCUGGCGGGAUCAAAGCUCUUGGGACUCUGAUAUCAAUGACGCUCUUUUGCGAAGUGGCCUGAAGCCGUGGUUCCCUUACACGAUGGACCCCGUGUACCUUGGUGAAGCGAGGACGGCACUUGCUGCCUGUGGACGUUGGUUAUGCCAGCCGUUCGAGUGUUUCAGGCUUGAAGAGUACGAUGGCACUCCCGAGCGAGCCUACUACAUCAGGUCGCUCUAUACAACCUUUACGCAAGAACCAUGCUUCUACAAACAGCCACUUGAGCGCGCUGGGGUUAUAGACAACCAUCUAGGCCUGGACCGACUACAGGACAUGCCUCCCGAGAAAUUCUGGGCUGCUCUCCGGGAGCGUCUGUACACCCGAGCCAAGGACCUGCAACACUUUGGGUGGCCGUCCGGGGCCAAGUCCCUUGUCGUCGUAGCCGGGGAGGCCGCCAACCAUCCAGAAUUUCUAUCCAUUGUGAAAGCCAUGUCAGAGGGUUUGCCAAAGGUCAUGUUUAAUCGGCUAUCACAAAGAAGCCCACUCGGUACUGGCGCCGAGCUCGUGAUUCCGGGGGACCCCGUCUUGGCCCCUGCUACGGGGGCGGCUCUCUGGUCAAGGCUGAAGGUUGAGGCUGGGUCGUACCGCUGCGAGGCGACUGAGGCUGCGUGCUGUCAGCCCUCUGAAAGUUUGUAUCCAAUUACUUGGGAGGUACCAGACGAGAAAGAUGAGUUGUGA
Molecule: messenger RNA, 1230 nt
Organism: Scedosporium apiospermum
Lineage: Eukaryota; Fungi; Ascomycota; Sordariomycetes; Microascales; Microascaceae
Exons: 3
Coding region: 1-1230 (409 amino acids)
Source: RefSeq, a predicted model, not a curated record